UAUGACGGUGCAUGGCGUUCUCUAAAAUUAUUGAAUUUUGCAUCGAUCGUAUUCUUCCUCAAAUUUAACCCUAACAAAUUAUUUUAUUGUUUUUUGCAUUUCCUGUAUAGGAUAUAAUGUAUUAUUGAAGUUUGCCUAAACCGACUGGUGGAUAUUUGAGAAAAAUGUCAAAAGUUACGAAAAAUAUUGUCGUUUUGGAUAGAGGAAAUUACACAACUUGUUCUGUGCAUUUACAUGGAGGAACUAUCUUGUCCUAUAGAGUUAAAAAUAAGGAGAUUCUUUACAUGAGGAAGAAAACUGCUUUUAAUCAUUUUGCCCCAAUCAGUGGAGGCAUAAAGUUCACAUUUCCAUAUUUUGGUGCGCAGUCUUAUGGUCCAAAGCACGGGUUUGCGAGGUAUGUUCCAUGGAAUCUGGAGCAGGGACCAACAGUGAGGAAAGAUGGAAAUGUAGAGGCAGUUUUCACGCUAGUGGAAUCUGAAUAUACCAAAGCGAUUUGGAAUUAUAAAUUUAAAAUCAGCGUUAGAUUGACGCUUUGCAUUAGCGAACUGCGUGUGUCCGUUAAAGUAGCAAAUACCAGCAAAUAUUUUCCAUUCCGGUUCACGAUUUUGAGGCAUUCGAUUUUUAAAGUGGAGGACGUUAGGAAGUGCGAGAUUUAUGGACUAUCUGGCUGCAAAUAUGUGCGGUUAAACGAAAAUAUGACUACCACAUUGGAUCCUGAACCUGAUAUGGAAAAACUUGUUAUUCGACGACCGUACUUGGAUUUAUUUCUCGAAACUCCUUCCGAAAUCGAAUUGAGAAACAUUGACGCCCAUGGACUGAAAUUACGACUAAAAACGACUGAUGCAACCUCAACAGACGUUCUUAUUUGCAACCCAUGGGAAGGUAACAGUUUGAACAGCGAAGAUCAAAACAUUAGCGCUGAUGAGUAUUUGCACUGUCUGGGAGUGGGAAAUGGUCAUUUAAGUACCGAUAUUCGACUGGAGCCGAUGCAAAUGUGGCAAGCGCAUCAUAUUAUUGAAGUGGUGGAUGACGAAUAUGAGAAGCGAAUUGAUGAGCUGGGCAGAUUAUUAGAUAAUCCUCUGCUUCUGUUUAAAGACACUUGCAAACUCACCGAUGUAUAUUCUACGUCGCAUAAAUAAACGCAAGAUUCGGAUAUGGAUUUAA
Molecule: messenger RNA, 1164 nt
Organism: Dendroctonus ponderosae (mountain pine beetle)
Lineage: Eukaryota; Metazoa; Arthropoda; Insecta; Coleoptera; Curculionidae
Product: glucose-6-phosphate 1-epimerase
Exons: 5
Coding region: 165-1139 (324 amino acids)
Biological process (GO): carbohydrate metabolic process
Molecular function (GO): isomerase activity; carbohydrate binding
Source: RefSeq, a predicted model, not a curated record